AUGUUUUCCAGCUAUUUCCUUGUGGUGGAACCUUUAAAAGAUGAAAAACGAGCAGAAGUUUUUGGCCUAAACAUUAAAGAUUGGUUACUUGUGAAUCUUUCCAAGCCUGACUACUUCACUCGUUCCUUGGGUGAUUGGGAUGUUCUCUUUUCUGUUGGUUGUUGCAGCCUGUGGAAAAGACGGAAUACUAGAAUUUUUAAUCCUGAUGCUGCUUCUAAUGAUACUCUCUUGGAUUAUUGCUAUAUUUCGUGGUCCCCACCUCCUUUAUCUGUCUGGAAAGUGAAUGUUGAUGGCAUCUGUAAACCUGGUCGGUUUCUGGCAACUGCUGGUGUUAUAAGAGAUUUGAAUGGUAAGUGGCUAUGGGGCUUUGGUCGUAACAUUGGGGUCUGUAAUGCAUAUGAGGCGGAAGUGUUGGGAUCUUUGAUCAGGCUUGGAAGCGUGGAGGCCGACACAAAAUCCUUGAAUUAG
Molecule: messenger RNA, 468 nt
Organism: Gossypium raimondii (Peruvian cotton)
Lineage: Eukaryota; Viridiplantae; Streptophyta; Magnoliopsida; Malvales; Malvaceae
Exons: 2
Coding region: 1-468 (155 amino acids)
Source: RefSeq, a predicted model, not a curated record